Messenger RNA from Pollicipes pollicipes, 461 nucleotides. RefSeq names its product diuretic hormone class 2. Gene Ontology annotation, biological process: body fluid secretion. The transcript is spliced from 4 exons. Lineage: Eukaryota; Metazoa; Arthropoda; Thecostraca; Pollicipedomorpha; Pollicipedidae. Bases 87 to 461 code for a protein of 124 amino acids. The record is from RefSeq and is a predicted model, not a curated record. Gene Ontology annotation, molecular function: diuretic hormone activity; G protein-coupled receptor binding.
GGUUCGAAGCCGAACACGUCUGGAGCGCUGCGCCUUCCAGCUUCCUGGAAAGCUCCCAGCUGGUCACCGUCUCCACCACCAGAGCCAUGUUCCGAUCUCCCCUCAUCUCCGGCGGCUCGUCCGUCUGGCUGGCCGCCCUCCUGCUCUGCACUCUCACUCUCUGCGCCUCCGCCAACAUCCACGUCGACAACGAUGAGCCCAUGGACAGAAAGCCGUGGAUGGACGGGCUGGACCGGAGUCUUCCCAACGACCCCUACAUGAACGAGUUUAUCAACCGACUGCGGGCCCUCAAGGAGGCUGAGGACAUCGGCAUCGCACAGAAGCGUGGCCUGGACUUCGGCCUGGGUCGCGGCUUCUCCGGCAGCCAGGCGGCCAAGCACCUGAUGGGCCUGGCGGCCGCCAGCUACGCCGGUGGCCCCGGCCGGCGACGGCGGUCGGCGCCGCUGCCCGAGCUCCACUAG